Messenger RNA from Dothidotthia symphoricarpi CBS 119687, 1058 nucleotides. RefSeq lists its product as uncharacterized. Gene Ontology annotation, molecular function: glutathione transferase activity. The transcript has 3 exons. Gene Ontology annotation, cellular component: cytoplasm. The record is from RefSeq and is a predicted model, not a curated record. Bases 157 to 1053 code for a protein of 298 amino acids. Lineage: Eukaryota; Fungi; Ascomycota; Dothideomycetes; Pleosporales; Dothidotthiaceae.
GAGACCCUAUUAAAGCACCCGCCAUGACUGUGGUUGAUGUGAGUUCACUGUCGUGAUUGACAAAUGCACUCUGCCGCCUGUACCCGGCUGGCUGAUAUACGUCUUAUUUAGCUACCCAACCCGAAAUCUACCAAGAUCACCAUUCCUUGGUGCCCGAUGCCUUCCAGUUAUCGCAAUUUGAUACCCUCCGAGCAAUUCCCUGCAGAGAAGGGUCGAUAUGUAUUAUACGUUAAUUAUGUUUGCCCAUGGGCCCACCAUACCAUCAUUGUUCGUGCGCUGAAGGGCUUGGGGGAGAUAAUACAAUUAGUUGAGGUAGAUGCGAGGGAUCCAACGCAUGGCUGGUAUUUCUCUGGGCAUACGGGUCCAGAACGAGAUCCGAUAUACGGGGUCAGAUGGUUGAGAGAGUUGUAUCUGAAAGCAGACCCUCAAUAUACUGGCAGAGUCUCUGUUCCAUUGCUAUGGGACAAGAAGCAUGGCACUGUUGUGAACAAUGAGAGUGGCGAUAUAAUGCGCAUUCUUUCUGUGGCAUUUGAUCAUCUUUUACCUCCAGAGAAGCGCGAGGCGAACAAAGGAGCGGCAGCAUUAGUUCCCCAACAGCUAAGACCCGAAAUCGAUAUACUCAACAGAUGGGUGUACGAUACAGUCAACAAUGGUGUUUACAAGGUUGGCUUUGCCACCUCGCAGUCAGCUUACAACGAACACGUCACCAGACUCUUCCAGUCACUCGACAGACUGGAAUACCAUCUCUCUCAACCAGGGCACUCCCCCUAUUUAUUCGGCGAUCACAUUACUGAGGCUGAUAUACGGGUAUAUACGACCCUCAUUCGCUUCGACGUAGUAUACUACACACUGUUCAAGUGCAAUCUAAAGAUGAUACGUCUCGACUAUCCGCGUCUGCACGCGUGGCUGAGACGGUUAUACUGGAGUGAGAGUUACGAUGUGUUCAAAAGCACAACUCAUUUUGAUAUUAUCAAACGCGGCUACUCAUCCGUGAUAGUUGCUAGCAACGGCGUGGUACCCAUUGGGCCUAUGCUCUCGAUCAUGCCACUUUGAGAGUG